AUGUACGAGCUCAAGCCAACCGUUAGCCAUCGGAACAGACGCCUGACUCCUGCCGUAGCGGACGGCAGAAGACCUUCUACAGGCGUGUUUGAAGAGAGGGGAAAGCCAACUGGUCCUCGUCAGGCCCAGGGUGUGCCGCCUGAACUACGCAACCUCACCGCUGAACUUAUCUUCAUCGGUGUUUGCUCUGCCGGGCAGCUCCUAUUUGCCUUCUUGAUGGGCGACGUCAAUGUCAACCAGCAAUCCCUCAAGAUUGCCCUUGGUUUGGAACAGGGUGAAAUUCCAUGGCUUACGGGAGCCUUUUUGAUAGCACUUGGGCUCAGUGUCAUUCUCUCCGGAUCACUCACGGAUAUCCUUCCACCAAAAAUGCUUAUUGUAGGUGCUUUUGUAUGGCUUACAAUCUGGAAUCUCAUUGGCGCAUUCACAUUGACCCCCGAGCGCGCCAUCGCCUUCUUCGUGAUGCGAGCAAUGCAAGGUCUCGCCGUUGGAGUCCUCGUAUCGGGCAGCAUGUCCAUCUUGGGGAGAGUCUACAAUCCGGGACAGCGUAAAACUCGUGUCUUCUCUGCCAUGGCGGCAGCCGCGCCCUUUGGGUUCUGGCUGGGUGCGCUACAAGGCGGUGCGCUCUCCGCCCAUCUCGAGUGGAUCUUUGGCAGCAAUUCCAUCAUCUGCGGUCUCUGCGCCGCGGCAGCAUAUGCUACGAUCCCUUCCCUACGUCCGGUUGCUGAUAGUGCAUCGUCGACUGCACCGUCCAUCAAGAACUUUGACUGGAAGGGGGCUAUCUGUGCCAUUGUAGGUUGCAUAUGCCUUCUCUUUGGUCUCACACAGGGCUCAGUAGCGCACUGGUCACCGUACACCUACGUCCUGAUCAUAGUCGGGAUCCUUGUACUCGGGCUGUUCUUCUGGCUAGAAACGACUGUCCCUCGUCCGCUCGUCCCCGCCCGCCUCUGGAAAGUACCUGGCUUCGCGCCUCUGAUGAUGGCAUAUUUUCUCGGCUUCGGCGGCUUCGUCGGUGCCUGGCAAUUCUACGCCGUACAAUUCUUCCUCACUCAACAGCAUGUUUCGUCCAUGACCGUAGCCCUCUAUCUCCUCCCCAACGCCAUCUGCGGCGUCCUCGCAACAUGGAUGGUCUCGAAGCUCAUGCAUCGCAUCCCAGGACACUACAUCUUUCUCGCCUCGCAGUUUGCUUUCGCGCUGGGACCUGCGUUCUUCCUCCCGCAAACAGCAUCAACAAAUUACUUUGCUCUCUCAAUGCCUGGGAUUGGACUAGCUACUUUUGGACCCGAUCUUAGUUUCGCGGCUGCGAGUAUCUACAUCACGAGCCAGGUUCCUCGGAGUUAUCAGGGUUCUGCUGGCAGUUUGCUGGUCACGAUUCAGAAUUUGAGUAGUGCUAUCAUGACAAGUGUGGCGGAUAGUAUUGCUGCAAAGGUUGAUACGCAGGAAAAUGGGGAGGUGGGUUUGGAGGGAUUGAGGGCUGCUUGGUGGUUGGCUUUGGCGGCUGCUGUUGUGGGUGGAGUCAUCACGGCGGUGUGGGUGAGAAUUCCGAAGGAGGUGGAGAAGGAUCAUGUUGCAUGA
Messenger RNA from Ramularia collo-cygni, 1572 nucleotides. RefSeq names its product related to transporter (major facilitator superfamily). Bases 1 to 1572 code for a protein of 523 amino acids. NCBI's taxonomy places the organism in Eukaryota, Fungi, Ascomycota, Dothideomycetes, Mycosphaerellales, Mycosphaerellaceae. The transcript has a single exon. Gene Ontology annotation, biological process: transmembrane transport. The record is from RefSeq and is a predicted model, not a curated record. Gene Ontology annotation, cellular component: membrane. Gene Ontology annotation, molecular function: transmembrane transporter activity.